Messenger RNA from Aspergillus candidus, 1074 nucleotides. RefSeq names its product AP-1 complex subunit sigma. NCBI's taxonomy places the organism in Eukaryota, Fungi, Ascomycota, Eurotiomycetes, Eurotiales, Aspergillaceae. Gene Ontology annotation, cellular component: AP-1 adaptor complex; intracellular membrane-bounded organelle. The record is from RefSeq and is a predicted model, not a curated record. Bases 251 to 721 code for a protein of 156 amino acids. The transcript has 5 exons. Gene Ontology annotation, biological process: vesicle-mediated transport; protein transport. Gene Ontology annotation, molecular function: clathrin-cargo adaptor activity.
GGAAUAGGAACUUUUUCUUUUGAUUGUUAGUAUUCUCCAAAAACGAUAUCAUCGAUUGCACUCCGACUUAACCCCUAUAUCGUCCAUUUCAUCUGUUGAGCGGGGCCAAUCAAUGCGGGCGAAUGAAUAAGACCAGCGAUUCCCCCGAAUCAUUAAUUUCUCCCGCUCUCCUCAUCGACCUCCGUCCACCCUCCGAACCCCUCAAAACAACCACUUGUCAUAACUCACCCACCCCCCCUCAAUCCACACAAUGGCGAUCCAAUACUUGAUUCUCCUCUCCCGUCAGGGUAAAGUGCGUCUGGCCAAAUGGUUCACCACUCUCUCUCCGAAGGAGAAGGCCAAGAUUGUCAAGGAUGUGACGCAGCUGGUUCUGUCCCGUCGCACCCGCAUGUGCAACUUCCUCGAGUACAAAGAUAGCAAAGUCGUCUACCGUCGCUAUGCCUCCCUCUUCUUCAUCGCCGGGUGCGAAUCCAACGACAACGAGCUGAUCAACCUCGAAAUCGUCCACCGAUACGUCGAGCAGAUGGACAAGUACUACGGCAACGUGUGCGAGCUGGACAUCAUCUUCAACUUCCAAAAGGCAUACUUCAUUCUGGAUGAGCUAUUGUUAGCGGGCGAGAUGCAGGAGAGCAGCAAGAAGAAUGUCCUUCGGUGCAUCAGUCAGCAGGAUAGCUUGGAAGAUAUGGAGGUCGAGGAAGAUGUGGUUACAAAGAUCAUGUAGGGUGUAUUCUACAGACCAGACGUGGCCAAGUGAUUCUCCGGGUUUCCUUUGAUCUUUAAUAUAUUAAUUGGGCAUAUUCGCUUUGUUGGUUGGAAAUGAUUGAGGCGUUGGACGUACAUAGGCGUUGAUUCCCACCAGUCGACACCAGAGAGACUAAUAAUAACUUGUUGAUUUGAACAAACCACGCGAAACAAAGAAUUGGGCCGGAUUGAAUGACGUGGAGGGAUGGAACCAAGGAUUGAAGAGGGAAUGAAUUGGAUGCCCAGACUUCUCGUGAGGGAACUGCGUCAUUUCACUGGUCCAUUCCGACCCCACGUGACAGCCUCUCCGCCGGCCUCGUCCAUCUCAUGAUG